UACGGACAUUGUUUUACUGAACGCUCCAAUGUGUCAUCAUACAAUGCUAUCAGUUAGCUUGUUUCACAGACUUGUUCUAAAGUAAUUUAGGACGUAGUUUAGUUUUUGUCAGCACAGUUAAUCUAUUAUUUAGAUUUGAAGAGAGGUGACUUCUUACAUUCACACUGUCUCGAGAGCAGUGCUGUUGCGCAUGUCCGUUAGCUAAGCGCUAACUGCCACAGUGACAUCAAGAAACUUACAUGCUUCUGCCACCACUGUCAUACAUAGACAGCCGAUUAUCUGGGGGUCCAGGAGACUGGCACAGCCUUUCCUGUCAGACAACAUGGAGCUCCAGGCAGUGCUAAUGGCGGCCGGGGGUGGCUCACGUAUGACGGAUCUGACAUACAACACUCCCAAACCCAUGCUACCUGUUGGCAACAAACCACUGAUGUGGUAUCCCCUGAACCUGCUUGAGAGAGUGGGAUUUGAAGAGGUUAUAGUAAUCACCACCAAAGACGUCCAGAAGAUGAUGAGCACAGAGCCUAAAAUGAAGCGGGACAUAAAGAUGAAAAUGGAGGUUGUUUGUGUCCCGGAGGAUGGAGACAUGGGCACUGCUGAUGCUCUCAGACACAUUCAGCAGAAGAUCAAGACUGACAUCCUGGUGGUGAGUUGUGACCUUAUAACCGACGUGGCUCUUCAUGAGGUGGUCGACCUAUUUAGAGCCCACAAUGCAACACUGGCCAUGUUAAUGAGCAAAGCCCAUGAGUUCACAGAGACGGUGCCAGGCCAGAAAGGGAAAAAAAAGACAGCUGAGCAGAGAGACUUCGUUGGUGUGGAUCAGUCAGGGAAGAGGCUGCUCUUUAUGGCCAAUGAAGCGGAUCUGGAAGAUGGGCUGUCAGUGAGGAAGUCUGUCAUAAGAAAACAUCCCAGGAUGCACAUCAAAACAGGCCUGGUGGAUGCUCACCUCUACUGUCUGAAGAAAGCAGUUGUUGACUUUCUCACAGAAAACAAGUCCAUUUCAUCAAUCCGUGGAGAAUUAGUACCGUAUUUAGUUCGUAAACAAUUUUCCAGAACCACUGACAGUCAGAAGGUGAAAGAAGAUUCUGAGGAUCAGACCCCGAAGAAGAAUGACAGCUCUACAAACCAUGAGCUCCUCAUCUCAUCGCGGGACGAGCCUCUGCUCCAGCUGGCCCAAGAGAGGUCCUGUUGGAAUGACCACCGCGGUGACAUGAGUGAGGCUUACCAUGGAGGAAAGCUUCGCUGCUAUGUUCACAUUAUGGACCAGGGCCUGUGUUACCGUGUUAACACUCUCGCUGCUUACAUAGAGGCAAACAGACAGGCCCCGAAGCUGUUUGAGGAGCCACCAGUUCACCCAUCUGCUUCCAUUUCUGAGAGAUGUCAGGUGGGAUCAGACAGCAUCAUUGGACCUCAGUGCCAAAUAGCAGAUAAGACUUCCAUAAAAAGAUCAACCAUUGGAAACUCCAGCACAGUGAAAGAGAAGGUCAAAGUCACUAACUCCAUUGUCAUGCAUGGGGUUACCAUAGAGGAGGGAUGCAACAUCCAAGGCAGCGUAAUCUGCAGUAAUGCAAUCAUUGGCAGGGGAGCAGACCUCAAAUAUUGUUUGGUUGGAAAUGGACAACGAAUUGAGGCAGAAGUUGAGCGGACAAACGAGGUCAUCGUUGGAACGGACCAACUGAUGGAGAUCUAACUUCUUUGCAGAAAAGGAGAAACAUCACUCUGUUGACCUGAGAGCAGCAAAGCUGAUAGAAUAACUGGUCCUCUAGCUGACCUAUCAGAAGCCUGGAAGCUGUUGGAUGGUCCAACAAUUUUUGGGGCUUUUUGUUUUUACAAUAAGUCUGAAUAAAGACAAGUUGACUUCA
Messenger RNA from Girardinichthys multiradiatus, 1859 nucleotides. It is a transcript of the gene eif2b3, whose product is annotated as eukaryotic translation initiation factor 2B, subunit 3 gamma. Gene Ontology annotation, molecular function: translation initiation factor activity; guanyl-nucleotide exchange factor activity. The record is from RefSeq and is a predicted model, not a curated record. Gene Ontology annotation, biological process: cytoplasmic translational initiation; biosynthetic process. Bases 323 to 1687 code for a protein of 454 amino acids. Gene Ontology annotation, cellular component: guanyl-nucleotide exchange factor complex; eukaryotic translation initiation factor 2B complex. The transcript is spliced from 12 exons. Lineage: Eukaryota; Metazoa; Chordata; Actinopteri; Cyprinodontiformes; Goodeidae.